Messenger RNA from Paramacrobiotus metropolitanus, 4287 nucleotides. Its product is annotated as contactin-like. The record is from RefSeq and is a predicted model, not a curated record. Gene Ontology annotation, molecular function: protein binding. NCBI's taxonomy places the organism in Eukaryota, Metazoa, Tardigrada, Eutardigrada, Parachela, Macrobiotidae. Gene Ontology annotation, biological process: cell-cell adhesion.
GUGAGACUUUGAGAGUGGUAUGAUGCAUGCUUCCCUUGUUCAAGAGAUUCUGCACAAGUGAAGCUGUUAGUGUGGCAUUAUUAUUCAAAAUUAUCUUACGUGGCGUAGCGGUGGCGGUGUUAUUGAAUUUAGUUGAUCUGCCAAUGACGCUUCCAGCUACUUGUACAAUUGUACAACGUACAAGUAAUAUGCCGCCAAUGUGCUUGCUCACUGGAUAAUGAUUGUUCAUCUGGAGAUGACUUUUGUGCUUUUUACAAUGGCUUGCAAAUGUUGCUACGCUGGGAGUUGACGUCACAGCGGAUCAUUGUAAUUUUAUUCAUGAUGUUAUUUCCUGGUGAAAUAAUCUCUCAAGAGUUCGGGAAUGUCUGCCCAAAUAUGUGGCAAUAUUAUUUGGAUACUUGCUAUCUUUUUGUGCGGUCAACCGAGCUGAACUGGGCAGAUGCUCAAGUUUAUUGUCAAAGAUACUUUGCUAAUCUCGUCAGCGUGGAAACAUUUGGAGAGCAUGGAUUCGUAACAAAUUGGCUUGAAAAAAAUGAUCCAAUUCUUGCAACAUGGUACACAUCGGGAUUUGACGAACUCGGAUCCGGAGAAUAUGCAUGGACGACAUCGAAAAUGUUGGACCGACGAAUUAGCAUCAAUGAUCCAGCUUGGACCAAAUCCAGUCGUGGACGAUCUACGCCGGUGAUCGGACGAGCUCUGGGGUAUAACUUUUCCAGCACGUCCAACUCGUGGUCGUGGAUGCCGGUUAACCCGGAAAGAAUACUGCCUUUCAUUUGCGAACUGCCCGUGCAUUUAGCUGCUCUUGUACCGGAUUACGAAAGGAGUUUAGAUUACGGUAUCGUUACGGACAACGAAAUGCAGAUCCCAAGUGGACCAAUCAUUAUGCAGGAACCGGCAGAUGUCGUUUUUGAUUCUACAUUCCGAUCGUCUCGAAACUGGACAACUAUCAGAUGCACCGCUUCCGGUUUUCCAUUACCCGAAUAUUCCUGGUACAAGGUACGUUUCGAAGCCGGGAGAGAACUGAAUUAUCUUAUCGACACUCUGAGCGAUAUCCGCAUGACUCAGACCAAUGGGGAACUGACAAUUUACGAGCCACUUUCCUCCAAGGAUCGCGGAGAGUACUACUGCUCAGCUACUAAUCGCUAUGGAACUGCCAUCAGCAAGAGGAUAUCCUUGAACUUUGGUUAUAUUGGCGACUUUGCCCUUCGACGGGAAACAAUGUUCAUUGUGAUGUACAAUGGCGCUGCCAUUCCAUGUGAUCCUCCGACAUUUUUCCCAGCUGUUAGUUACGCAUGGGCGCGGGAUGCAUUUCCUAAUUUCGUGGAAGAAAACCGGCGGGUUUUUGUAUCAAAGGAUGGAAAUUUGUAUCUGAGUCAUGUGGAGCUGUAUGACGAAGGAACGUAUCAGUGCAUUGUGAAAAGUACUAUUGGGGAUGUGGGCAAAACCGGUCCAUUUUUUAAAGUUGUUGUACGUCGAGAACAAAGUAUGGGCCAGCUAAAGAUCUGGUCGUCCUUCCAGGUCUUUCCACUGCUGCCGGUUGCAGGGAAUAAUGUCACACUGGAAUGUUUUGCUUCUGGCUACCCAACGCCGACAUACGAAUGGAAACGUUUAGGAGGCAAAGCCUUCUCCGUGAAUCACAAAAUGCUGAAGCACAAUCGCAUCCUCUCGAUCCCCAAUGCCCAGGUUGCCGACUCCGGAGACUACGAAUGCCGUGCAUCGUCGCACCAAGGCAUGGUUUCGGCAGUGGUGACCCUGGACGUAAAAGCCAAACCGCAUUUUCUCGCCCACUUAGCUCCGCGGUUAGCCGAUACAGGGACGGAUGUGACAUGGACAUGCGCGGCAUUUGGUAAACCGACCCUGACCUAUCGGUGGUAUAAAAACGGCGAACUGCUUCAUUAUCCUUUGAUGAAAACCGAAGAUUUGGGCCGCUACCAAAUCGACGCUAACCGGCUAACUGUGCGCGCCGUACAGGAGACCCGCGAUAAUGGAAUCUACCAAUGCGAAGCCACGAAUGUUCUAGGCAAUGCCUUUUCUGCCGCGGAAUUACGGGUGAUAUCUUUCGCCCCCAGUUUUCGCAAGAAUCCCGUUAGUUCCAUGUUGUAUGCGGUUAGUGGGGGCAAUAUCACGCUGCGCUGUAAACCGGAAGGCGCGCCCACACCGCUGAUUCGCUGGUUGUACAAUGGCGCGCCGCUACCGGCCACGCCCCGGUCUGUUGUAUCCGGAAGUGGCGAUCUUCUCAUUUCUCCGGUGUUGCUGAUGGACGAAGGGACCUACACGUGCGAGGCGACGAAUCCACUGGGCAGCGAGCAGAGCAGUGGAUAUCUGCGCGUAUUGCGUGGACCAAGAAUGCUGGAGAUUCCGGUUGCGGAGCAGGUUCCGUUCAACAGUUCGACCGCAUUGCGCUGCACGGCCGAUGCGGAUCCUUUGCUGGACAUUUCUUAUGAAUGGUUGCUUAACGGAGCGCCGGUAAAUUUUGGAGAGAUGUCCAAAUUUUAUACAGGCUGGAAACAGAAUCGUGGGUACAUCUUCAUUCGGCAGUUAAGCUAUAGCGAAUCGGGUGAAUACACUUGUGUGGUCAAAACUCCAAUUGCCGAUCUCGUGCACCGCGCCAAUGUGGAGGUCGUCGGACCACCUGGACCACCAAGCGGAAUCGUCGCUGCACCACUCCCACUCGGCCCAACGUCUGUCACCCUUCGACUGACCGAUGGUUCCCGCCAUGGACUAGAUGCUCUUUUCUACAGAAUCGAGUCGCUCGCAAACCAGACAACGUUAUGGUCCGUCCUGCUAAGUGGCGUUUCUCCCACCAGAGCGAACAACUUCGGUCGAAAGGAAAUCGACUUAAUCAAUGCCCUGCAUCCAUGGACAGCCUACCGGUUCCGCGUUGCAGCCGGAAAUUCUCUGGGCUGGAGCGAAGCAUCCGCGCCUUCUGCUAUCUACGAAGUGCCGCCCGCUGUACCCUUCCAAGCUCCGACACGGAUCAGUGGAGGUGGGGGACGCGAAGGAGAUCUUGUGGUAAUUUGGGAAGGUUUGCCGGCGACCCAACAAAACGGCCCCGGUAUUGGGUAUAAGGUUUUCUUUCGCAAAGCGGCAUCCGGCGACAACUUCCGGGAAGAGGUUGUCACAGGAAACAGGAAUCGAGCGGUGUUCCGAAUUGGCGGUGAUGAAGUAUACCAACCGUACGAAGUGGGGAUUAAAGCGUUUAAUGUUAUGGGAGACGGACCAGCGAGUGCAACAACAAUCCUUUAUUCAGCUGAAAAAAUUCCACUGACUGCACCGACGAACGUCGGAGGUGUUCCUUUCAACUCUACCGCCAUAAAGGUCACUUGGACGCCCAUACCAAACAGUCCGGAAAUUGCUAGAGGGGCUUUACUUGGUCACAGAGUCAAAUACUGGCGCCGUGACUGGGACCAAGAAGACGCCUGGACAGUCUUUUUUCCCAAUUCAAGUGAAUCAACCCUAAUAAAAGGAUUGGAUCAUUUUACGGAAUAUUUCAUCACCGUAAUGGCUGUUAACUCGGCCGGAAAUGGGCCGGAAAGUGAACCCGUCGUUGCUCGCACAUAUCGUUCCGAACCGAAAGCCUUUCCCAUGGGAGUGCGCGUCCGGAUACGGGACUGGACGAGUGUCAUGAUCGACUGGCGCGGCAUCAUGACCGGGCCACAGGAGGAGCCCAUUGAGGGAUACAAGAUCCGCUACUGGCGUCAGGGGGAAGAUAUCAAAGCAGCCAACGACUUAAUUCUUCCGCUCAACAGCCUCUUUGGCCGGCUGGAAACUGUGCUGGGCGGCUUGACGCCCGGACAGGCAUACAACCUGCGCGUACUAGGAUACAGUGGCGGUGGUGAUGGUCGAAUGAGUUCACCGGUGUGGCAGUUUAAAAUGGUUGUUCCAAACACUUCGUCCAGACCGAUGUGGUCAACCUGGCAUAUGACAGUGCCGUUUUACCUUGCCGUUCUGCAUUUGUCCAAAGCCUUCCAUAUUGUGCAUUAACCAAGUUUGUUGUAGCAGUUAUCGGUGUAAAGUUACUCACCGAUUUAUUCGAGGAUCCCUACAGUAGUGGAAAAGGUCACAGAUUUCAAAGAACUCUCGUAGCAAUGCAUAUGCAGGCAAUCAGGGUUUCUACGAAGUAUUUCUUUUGGAGUCAUUAAUUGUUGGCGUAAUACUGCCUGAUGUUCCUGCUGUACUGGUGCAUGUGGUCGAAAAAGCGUGUGCUUUCGUUGUGUAAUGUUCAGUUUCCGUUGUCUUCGUAUUUCUUACCGUCUUUGAUCUUCCGGUUGUGUCACCAAAAGCUGA